CGCCGCCGCCGGCCCGCCGUCGCUGAGACCCUCACGGGGCUUCCGAGGAGACGGAGGGACAGCGGGGGAGCGGCUCGGCUCGGCUCGGCUCGGCUCGGCGGGAGCGCAGCGGCGACGCCACGGACUUGUGGCCCCCGGCCGAGGAGAGCGAGCCGCUUGCCUGCGAGCCUGGCUCCUGGGCACGGGGAGGACGGGCUGGAAGAAAGACAAAUUAAACGCCAAACAACCCCCCAGCGCCCGCGCCCGUCUGAUUUUUAUUUCUUUUCUUUAAUUAUUUCGAAGAAAAAAAAAAACUCUGCUUUUGACAAUUUGUGCCGCGAGUGGAGUUGUUUUCCGCACACCCCUGACAAACAAAGGAAAAGGGGGAGGGGGAGCGCCUUUCGCAGAAGACAUGCGUUCAGUCAGGAAGAGGUGGACUGUGUGCACGAUAAGUCUGCUUCUCAUUUUUUAUAAGACGAAAGAAAUAUCGCGGACCGAAGAGCGCCAGGAGGCACCUCUCGCCGGAGACGGUGAACUGAGUUUGAGUAGGUCAAUGAUCAAUAGUUCUGAUAAGAUGAUUCAGAAGGUUGGCUCCUCAAUCUUUCAUCAUGCUGCAGAAGUUUGGAAAAUCAAUUCUUCUUUGGUACUGGAAAUAAGAAAGAACAUUCUUCGAUUCUUGGAUGCUGAAAGAGAUGUCUCAGUGGUCAAAAGCAGCUUCAAGCCAGGAGAUGUAAUUCAUUAUGUACUGGACAGACGUCGCACCCUAAACAUUUCUCAGGAUUUGCACAGCCUUCUACCUGAAGUUUCCCCAAUGAAGAAUCGCCGAUUUAAAACCUGUGCAGUUGUUGGGAAUUCUGGCAUCCUUUUGGACAGUGGAUGUGGAAAAGAGAUUGAUGGCCAUGACUUUGUAAUAAGAUGCAAUCUGGCCCCUGUGGUGAAGUUUGCUGCUGAUGUGGGAACUAAAUCUGAUUUUAUUACCAUGAACCCAUCAGUUGUACAAAGAGCAUUUGGAGGCUUUCGGAAUGAGAGUGACAGAGAAAAAUUUGUGCAUAGACUAUCCAUGCUGAAUGACAGUGUCCUUUGGAUCCCUGCUUUCAUGGUCAAAGGUGGAGAGAAGCACGUGGAGUGGGUUAAUGCAUUAAUCCUUAAGAAUAAAUUGAAAGUGAGAACCGCCUAUCCAUCACUGAGACUUAUUCAUGCUGUCAGAGGCUACUGGCUGACAAACAAGGUCCACAUUAAACGACCCAGCACUGGUCUCCUCAUGUAUACGCUUGCCACCAGAUUUUGUGAUGAGAUUCACCUGUAUGGAUUUUGGCCAUUCCCAAAGGAUUUACAUGGAAAACCAGUCAAGUAUCACUAUUAUGAUGAUCUGAAGUAUCGAUACUUUUCUAAUGCCAGUCCUCAUAGGAUGCCCUUAGAGUUUAAAACAUUGUAUGCAUUACAUAACAGAGGAGCACUUAAAUUAACAACAGGGAAAUGUGUACAGCAAUAAAGCACAUGUAAAGUACAAUAAGAAGUACAGAGUAUACACUUCAUCAUAAAGAUGUUGUGCAAUGGCAGUGGGAUCCCAGUGAGGAUGUUUCAAUACCCACUGAGCCAUCAGAAAAAAGAAUUUUAUCAGAAGUACAUAGCCAGCUAUUAUACCUGUAAAGUGCUAUAUAACUAAGCUAUCUUGACUGCAAGGUUCAAGUAAGUGCCAAUUUGACUACGAACAAAGCUUGAAUGUAUACUCAAUAGUGUUUACAGGAUCCAGUGACACAUUCAUCAUUAAUUAAAGAAGAAAAAUAUAUCCUGCUGACUUGCCACUGUGGUCAGACAGCGACAGAAGAAAUCCUCGGUGGACAGAAUAUUUUCUUGAGCAAAUAAAACAGGCUUUUUGGCAAAAAAAGAUAAAGAUGGAAUUGAGUAGAAAAAGUGAAGUCCAUAAGGUCAAACAAAUCCAUAAAUGCCUUCAGUCAGAGGAGUGUUUCUGGUCUUGUGUUAUAAUCUCAGCUUUUGUUGCUCUUUUUCUUACUGCUAUUGGUUGGGUUUUGUUGCUUUUAAGCAUUGGAGCCCAUAAUGGAUUUUGAUGUUUUUAUGAGUAAUUAAAAGUAUAUAUCUUAUGGAACUGUCUUAGGUAAAAAAUUCAUGAGGGUGAGGGAAACAUCAAAUAUUUUAUCAAUUGUUACUGUGUUGUAUCCUGCUGUCACACAACACUUAACAUCCCAGUUGUUUUUCUAGUUACUGCUGUCAAUACUGACUACGUGGAACCACUCAGAGGUCAUUUUGAUCCAUUUUUAAAAAGAAGUUUUUCUGUUGUGUUCAGUUUUGAAGACAUAUGAGAAGGUGUCAUUAUUUUUGGUACCAAAGAUUACUCAUACACAUUUUUUCCUUUCUCUGAAGAAAUGGUAUAGAUUUAAUAUGAUGUUUCCUUGCUGCUGAAGGGAACAUAUUCUUUAUGUUAUUUAAAUUUUUGAAUUAAGCGUCUGAAAGCAAAGCCUCUUUACUGACUUCACAUACAGAAUUUCAUUCUUCAGAAAAAUCUGCAGGAGUACAGAAAUUAUUUUAUGUAUUCAUAUAUAAAUAUAUAUAUACACACAAUUUUUAUUUCUGAUUGAAAGGAAAACACAAAUUCUAAAGGAACUCAAGUGACAUUGGAACACAUCUAAAGAAAAAAAAGACUUAACCAAUUAAAUGGAAAAUAAAAGAACUGUAGAUCAAACAGUUCUUUUUAAAACUUAAAUUUCUAGUGGUGUUGGAUGAUAUGUCUACCUCUUUGUAUCAGCUUGAUGUUCUGAUGUGUAAUUGGCUGAAGUAACAGAGCUGCAUUAUCUUACAGUGAUUUUUCUGAGCAUCAUUCUUGAUAAUACACAAAAACAAGAAUUCUUUCACUCCUUUCAAAAAAUAGAGCAAGAAAUUACAGGAGGGUGAAAGAGGGUGGAGUGUCAGUACAGCACAUCCUGAGAUACAAAAUGUGUCUGCUUAUGCUAUGUUUUAAUGAUAAUGGAGAAGGUAAAUGAAGAACACCAUGAUUCCACCAUUUUCAUGUCAGACUAGGCUAAGGAGGGGGCAUGUAUGGGUAUUUUCUUGUUACCCUUUCAGCUCUACAUUAGGUCUUCAUUUCCAAAUACAAUAUUUGGUGUAUCUACUGAAUUUUCAACUAGCUUGAUCAGUUUCAUAUAUAGCAUAACACUCACAAACAUUUACUAGCUGAAAGUGCCAUUUAUUACCCAUUUUUCCUAAGUUCACAUGUAUUUCAUCAUGCAUGACUGUGAUUAUGCAAAUUUAGUGGCUAAAUCACUGCCUUUCAGACAGUUUUGCAAAAAGUUGGUAGGAAAUAGAUGGAGACACUCUAAUUCCUAGUAGUAAAAAAAAAAAAAAAAUAUUACUAGUAUAAUUUUAUAAGUGAAAACAGUGAAACAUAAAUAGGAAGACAGAUCAGCAAUUUUGCCGUCAGAAGUCAGCAGAUGAAGAAAAAUUUGGUCUGAGCCUGUUUUGGAAGGUUCACAUUUGAUUCUCUGUGAGUGGAGUUAACUUUAGUACACAAGCCAUGGAAUCCAAAUUUUCACCCUAUCACUAAAUUUGAUUGAACAGGGUGAUACAGGGCAGUGUUUCUCUGACUUGGUUUGGCACAAGGCAUGGCAGUAGCACCUACUUCCAAGACAACGGAGUUUGCCCAUGCCUUCUCAAAACUGGGUCUUAACCUGAUCUCCUGCAGGCUUUCCACUCUCAAUACUGCACACUUCUGGCACCAUGAGCCAUGGUCACACAGCUCUCUACCAUCAUCCACACUCAUCCCGCUCAGAGCACCCUCCCCUCAAACUGGCACCCAGGUGUACCUCCCUACCAAAAGCACAGGACUCUUCACUAACCUGUCUCCUGUCUCACCUGCCUCAUCUUUAUCCUGAGCUGAAGUGUAACGUAGUGAGUAGCAGUUUUCAAACCCUUCUCUGAGGCAAGUAGCAGUUGUAGCCUUUGACUGUGCAGGUUUUCACAAGCACAAGGAGUGGUUUUACUCUGUCGGUUUUGUAUAAGAUCUCUGUCCAUGUGGAACCCAAAACGUCUGGGGCUCCCUGGUGUUCAGUUUGUUGUGAUGGAAAUUGUCUGGUUUGAGGUGGCUCGUGACCACCAGCCAUUGGUUAGUCUAGGGUGACCUGAGGUGGGAUGUGCCCAGAGCUUUUCUUGUCAGAUUACGUGGCCUUGGUUGUUGUCUCACUGCUGGGAAACUGUAGCAGUGGACUCCUUGCAGAUACCCUUACCUACCUCUCCCUUAUACUUCCUGGCUCUCUGUUGCUCUGGGGCUCUUUGUGCAUUUCUGUUGAGGCACCCUAGGUCCUGAAUGAAAAAAACAGCUUACUUCCACUGUGUGACUCUUUUUCCCUAAUGGUGAUCCAGGGCACAGUAACAAAGGCUUUGCUUCUGCAUAGGGACUUUCUAGUGGAAUAAAUUUCUCUUUGUGGUCCUUCACAGGACAGCAGUCAACACCUCAAACCUCCAUAGCUGCCUUGGAUGAUUUUGGUUGUUUAUAUACAUUCACACCUCCAGUGCUGCCUACAGCACAGAUCAGAUAAACAGGCUUUAUUAUAACUACAACACAUUCAACGCUAUUAACAACUAAUACCAAGUAGAUAGGAUAAAAAGAAGGAUCUCUAAUAUUGUUAUGAUAUGAUAUCUGCAAGUGUUCCUCAAAUUUAUUCUCACAUCUGUCAUACCAGUUGCCAACUAUGGUUCCUAAAUGUGUGUUAAAAAUAAGAACUGGGAACUACAUCAAGACAGCAGUGAGUGUAUAAUUUUCCAAAACUUAUGGCAGCUUUACAUUGAACAGUUUUAUUUCAUUGAGAUAAACAUAAUGUAAAUUGUUUAUUAACGUAUCUGUUAAUGUUUCUGUGCCAGAGAGUCUUUCAUAGUUCAUAAAAAUAAUAGAUAAAUAUAUUUGAUUGUUAAGUGUUCAGCAUUGGGACCGUUCUCUCUCCCACAGCUCUGAGCCACUCUCCAGAUGUAACAUCUACUGAACCUUUCAAACUUCGGAUGGUUUACACAAUUUGACUUGUAAUAAGGACUGUACCAUUCUUUUGAUAACAAUAUAAGCAACAUA
Tyto alba (common barn owl) is the source of this 5053-nucleotide messenger RNA. It is a transcript of the gene ST8SIA4, whose product is annotated as ST8 alpha-N-acetyl-neuraminide alpha-2,8-sialyltransferase 4. Gene Ontology annotation, molecular function: alpha-N-acetylneuraminate alpha-2,8-sialyltransferase activity. The record is from RefSeq and is a predicted model, not a curated record. Lineage: Eukaryota; Metazoa; Chordata; Aves; Strigiformes; Tytonidae. The coding region runs from base 392 to 1471 and encodes 359 amino acids. Gene Ontology annotation, biological process: oligosaccharide metabolic process; N-glycan processing. The transcript is spliced from 5 exons.